AUGGCUCCUACAAGUCCCGGGGGACAACAGUGUAUAGAGACAAGACAAGUUCCGGGGGACAACAGUGUAUACACAAACCAGACAUGUCCCGGGGACAACAGUGGUAACACAGACCAGACAGGUCCCGGGGUCAACAGUGGAUACACAUACCAGACAUGUCCCGGGGACAACAGUGUUAACACAGACCAGACAGGUCCCGGGGAAAACAGUGUAUACACAGACCAGACAUGUCCCGGGGACAACAGUGUUAACACAGACCAGACAGGUCCCGGGGAAAACAGUGUAUACACAGCCCAGACAUGUCCCGGAGACAACAGUGUAUACACAGACCAGACAGGUCCCGGGGUCAACAGUGGAUACACAUACCAGACAUGUCCCGGGGACAACAGUGUAAACACAGACCAGCCAGGUCCCGGGGAAAACAGUGUAUACACAGACCAGACAUGUCCCGGAGACAACAGUGUAUACACAGACCAGACAUGUCCCUGCGGACAACAAUGUAUACACAGACCAGACAGGUCCCGGGGGACAACAGUGUGA
This is a messenger RNA of Mizuhopecten yessoensis (Yesso scallop), 540 nucleotides long. RefSeq lists its product as uncharacterized. The transcript has a single exon. The record is from RefSeq and is a predicted model, not a curated record. The coding region runs from base 1 to 540 and encodes 179 amino acids. Lineage: Eukaryota; Metazoa; Mollusca; Bivalvia; Pectinida; Pectinidae.